Molecule: messenger RNA, 1542 nt
Organism: Drosophila erecta
Lineage: Eukaryota; Metazoa; Arthropoda; Insecta; Diptera; Drosophilidae
Gene: Iris
Exons: 1
Coding region: 1-1542 (513 amino acids)
Source: RefSeq, a predicted model, not a curated record
AUGAAAGCGAAAAGUGUGGUGUUGCUGGUACUGAUGGCGCUCGCCCAUGGAACUCCAGUUGAUCGGGACGAGAUCGGAGGUCCAAUGGCGAUGAGGGGAUUCAACAACAGCCUGGGCACCUUCGUGGAGCACACCGGUCAGGCAUUCCUAGCAACUAGAGACUGGAAAUUCUGUGCCAGCUUCAACUUGGAGUCGCUUUAUCCGGCCGUAAAAUUAUUCAAAAAGUUAUACAAGUCUCUUGUCGAUAUCUGCGAAAGGAACAUGCAUCUUUGUCCGGAUAUUCAGGAUAUAACAGAGUUUGCGGAUAGUAUUCUUGACACGAAUAACCAGCUGGACUUUAAGGUCGGACGACUUUCUUUAGAGGAAGAGAACGUGGCUAGCAAGAUUGGGAACUCAUCCUCCUGCAUUGACAGCUCCAUUAACGUUAUAAACGCAGGUCUUCAGGAACUCGAUAUUGACUUUCAAGUCGUAGACCAGAAUAAGCAUUAUCUAUACCUUCUGGGCAGCAUACUAAAAAGUUCCCAGAAUGCCAUAACUGAAGCCCUAUUCUCCGCCCACCAGCGGAAACUUAGUCCUCUUGUCCUUUCAAUCAAUCAGCUGCAAGCAAUGAUUUCACGGAGUGGACGGCUGUCCCUCGAGAAAUUCUCAAUCCGGGAUAUCUACCUCCUCGCCUCCGUAGUUCCGGUGCAGUGGGGCAACCACGUGGUGUUCCUAAUCACAGUGCCCUUGAUCGAUGCGGAGAUUUUUAAUAUCUACCGAUUGACACCCAUUCCACGGUUGAAUAAUGACGAAAUCCAACUGGUGGACACGGAAACGCCCUAUCUGGGUGUCAACGAUCACCUGGACAGGUAUUUCCCACUUCAGAACUUGGACGACUGCAUCGAGUUGAGCGAAGAGAGGUUCGUCUGCAUCGUCUACAUUACCUACCGAACUGGGGAUGACAGUUGUGCCUGCUCCCUGGCGGCCAUACGGAACCAGUCUUCCGGAGCCUGCACCUUCCGUCCAGUGGCGGAGAAGAGUCUGUGGACACCCAUGGUGGCACCGAACUCCUGGAUGGUGGCCCUUACCAAGGAGCUAACCUUAACAGGAGUAUGCUCUGGCGAGAGACAGGAGCUCAGAAUAAACGGCAGUGGAAUCCUGAGCAUUCAAAGCGACUGUGUGGUGCGCAGUCCAACUGUCACCCUCCAAGGAGAAACCCAGAAGAGAAUUCCUUCGAGAAAAGGUUAUGCUUCGCUGCAGAUGACCGCCAAAUCCUCCCGGGAAUUAGUGACCAUGGAAUCGUUUAAUCGACUACUGGCGAUUGUGGGCCAGCUGGAGUUGAAUCAGAAAAAACUGGAAGCAGUCGGAGAUUAUCCAAUGGUGGUCUUCGCUGUGUGCCCAGUCAUAUUGCUGAUCGCCCUUCUCGUUUCGGCUACCUGGUUAUAUCGCACUCAUCGGAGAAAACAGGCCCAACAGCCAGUCAACGAAGUCAAUGGCCUCCAGGGUUCACAGAAUGGCACCACAACCUGCAAUCUUCCCCUGCUGGAAAAACAGGAAGUGUAG